Cercopithifilaria johnstoni is the source of this 1335-nucleotide messenger RNA. The record is from the annotation of a GenBank genome assembly. NCBI's taxonomy places the organism in Eukaryota, Metazoa, Nematoda, Chromadorea, Rhabditida, Onchocercidae.
AUGAGCCAUUCGAAUAAUUCGCUGAAAUCACUAGCAGCAUCAUUAAAUGAAAUCCAUUCUCAUCAGCAGAAGCCAGGUAUUCCUGUGACAUUAAGAAAUAACAAUCCUGCCGAUAAAUUGCGUCCAGGAAGACAUCGUUGUGAUUGUCAAGCUAGAAUUCAUAAGUUGAUUCUGAAUUGCAUGAGUUGCGGACGUAUAGUGUGUGAGCAAGAGGGCAGUGGACCUUGUAUGUUCUGUGGUGAGCUUGUCUGUAGUCGAGAAGAACGAGAACUUUUGAAUCAGCAGUCAAGAAAAUCAGUUGAACUAUACAAUAAAUUAUGGGGAUGCAGAGAUGAUGAAACUAUUGGUAGAGGAAUAUUUUCUCUGGCAUCAGUCGGGAGCGCAUUAGCAAAAGCCGAGGAAUACAAGAAUAAAUUACUAACAGCAGAUUCUAAUACAGAAUUGAAAACACGCAUUCACGAUUUGGAAUCGGACUACUAUAAUACGGAAAAUAACGUGUAUUUGACAAGAGCGGAACGAGAAGCUAUAAUGGCUCGUAAAGAAGAAUUAAAAGAAUUAAGAGUAAGACAACGACGAGCUCUUAUUUUAGAUUUUGAUUUGGAAAAAGCUAGUGUUUCUGAAACCAAAGAAAAAUAUGAGGACACACGUGACCCAGUGAUCGAGUCAAUUUUGUCAUCUUCCAGAAGACGGCAACAAACUGAAGCAUUAAGGCCUACAGCAAAAUGGAGUCUAGAUGGAUUUACACUAAAGUACAAUAGCCAAAAGAAACGACGAAACAAUCAUGAACAAAAUAGCAAUGAUGAAGGUAACAUCGGAAAUGAAGCAUUUAUGAUGUUAAGUGAUGAAAUGAUAUAUAUGGAAGUGGCAAGAAAAGGUUAUUCGAUGGGUAUUGUUCAGCCUAUUGCAACAUUGCUAGCCUAUGGAUAUCGAAGGCAUCUUCCAUGGAAUGAAGAUGUUGAUAUUAGAGGACCAAUACUUAUUGCUGCGAAAGGCAAAGCUGUUUCGAAAAAUGAAAUUGAAAAGGAAAUCUCACAUUUUUGGCACUCUCUUCCAAAUAGUGGCAUGGAAAAAUAUGAACUUCCAUUAGAAUUCCCUUCGGGUGCGAUAGUGGGUCGCGCACUGCUUACUGAUUGUUUGUCGAUGAACGAGUAUGAAGAAAAGUAUGCAAACAAGGAAUGCUCUACUACUGAAGGAUCUUAUGUACUGAUAUUCGAUGUCUUUGAACCGUUGCGUGUACCUAUUCCUCACAUUCCUCUUUCGGAUGAUAUUUAUCAAGUUGACAAGCAAUUAUUGACUGUUUUAAAACAAAUUCUCGAACCAGUAUCUUUCUCUUGA